Gracilinanus agilis (Agile Gracile Mouse Opossum) is the source of this 1245-nucleotide messenger RNA. It is a transcript of the gene GPR50, whose product is annotated as G protein-coupled receptor 50. The record is from RefSeq and is a predicted model, not a curated record. Gene Ontology annotation, molecular function: melatonin receptor activity. The transcript is spliced from 5 exons. Gene Ontology annotation, cellular component: membrane. Lineage: Eukaryota; Metazoa; Chordata; Mammalia; Didelphimorphia; Didelphidae. Bases 1 to 1245 code for a protein of 414 amino acids. Gene Ontology annotation, biological process: G protein-coupled receptor signaling pathway.
AUGCCCCCAGCCAAGUACAGCACAGGAGAGUAUGGACAGAUGAGCAACGAUUCAGCCAGAGAUAAGAGUGCAGUGUGGCCUCCCUGGAUCUUGAUGUUCCAUGAAUUCCUGGACAUGGAGCAUUCGCCCACUGGACUUACAGCCAAAGAGGUUUCCCAGGCCAGCAAGCAGCCGGGAGACCCCCCAGCCGAGAGAGCGGCAGGGUAUCGGCCCGGUGGCUUCACGCUGCUUGUUUCCCACCCUUCGGGGAGACCCCUGGGAAACUCCGCGAAGCCUCCUCCAGACUCUGUUGAGGCUCUCGCCUUCUCUAGCCAUCACCUCCAGCGGGUCUUGUUUGGGCUUAGUGUCUGCUGCGUGCUGGCUCCCCCAUCAGACUGGAACAUCUUUGUAAUCAGUUUGUCUGUGGCCGACAUGCUUGUUGCUGUGUAUCCUUAUCCUAUGACCCUGAUUGCCAUCUUGAACAACGGCUGGACCAUGGGAAAACUCCACUGUCAACUGAGCAGCCUGAUUACAAGCAUUAGCGCUGUUAGCUCCGUCUUUAACAUCAUGGUGAUAGCCCUCAACCGCUACUGCUACAUCUGCCAUAGCCUCCUGUACGAGAAGAUCUUCACCGGAAGGAACAGCAUCCUCAUCCUCAUCGUGACCUGGCUGAUGACCAUGUUGGCCCUCAUCCCCACCUACUAUGUGACCACCGUGCAGUAUAAUCCCCAGGUCUAUACUUGCAGCUUUGUCUACACUUCCUCUGCCUUCUACGCCUUUGGAAUGAUGGCCCUCCAUUUCCUCAUCCCCCUGACGGUGGUGGCGUUCUGUUACCUGAGGAUCUGGAUCUUGGUCAUUCAAGUCAAUCAUCGGGUCAAGGUGACCAAGCCAAAGUUCAUGCUAGUGGACGUCCGCAACUUCAUGACGAUGUUUCUGGUCUUCGUCCUCUUCGCUCUGUGCUGGGGCCCACUGAAUUUCAUCAAGCUGGCCCGGGUCUUCGAUCCUCUGGGCGUCGGCCCUAGCAUUCCAGAGUGGAUGUACAUCGGGAGCUACUACUUGGCCUACUUCAACAGCUGCGUCAACGCGAUGAUCUACGGAACCCUCAACCAGAACUUCCGCAAGGAGUACCAGCGCAUCGUCCGCAACACCAAGGAGUCGGCCUACUACUUUGUCGUUGACCUGCAGGAGCAAAUCCAUGAGAUGAGGAUGAGGCGCAAGCCAACCUAUGCCGGGGCCAGGCGCAUUCAAGGAGACACCUAUCUGUGA